Messenger RNA from Ornithorhynchus anatinus (platypus), 581 nucleotides. It is a transcript of the gene LTC4S, whose product is annotated as leukotriene C4 synthase. Bases 98 to 550 code for a protein of 150 amino acids. Gene Ontology annotation, biological process: leukotriene biosynthetic process. Gene Ontology annotation, molecular function: enzyme activator activity; glutathione transferase activity; glutathione peroxidase activity. Gene Ontology annotation, cellular component: nuclear envelope; membrane; endoplasmic reticulum. The record is from RefSeq and is a predicted model, not a curated record. The transcript is spliced from 5 exons. Lineage: Eukaryota; Metazoa; Chordata; Mammalia; Monotremata; Ornithorhynchidae.
AGGGGAGGAGGGGGCGAGACCCAAGGCGGAGGCCGUCUGAACUGGGGCUGCACAGGAGCUGUUGUUUUCCCUUCCCCGAGACCCCUCCGGAGCCAACAUGCUGGACCAGGUGGCCCUGCUGGCCACAGUGACCAUUGUGGGAGUCGUCCUGCAAGCCUACUUCUCCCUGCAGGUGAUCGCUGCCCGGAGGAAGUUCAAAGUGUCUCCCCCCAGCACUACUGGUCCCCUGGAGUUUGAGAGGGUCUUCAGAGCCCAGGUGAACUGCUCUGAGUACUUCCCCAUCUUCAUGGCUGUGCUCUGGGUCUCCGGGAUCUUCUUCCAUCAAGGCACGGCGGCUGCCUGCGGCCUGGUCUACCUGUACUCCCGCUACCUCUACUUCAAAGGCUAUGCGCUGUCAGCUCAGGGCAGGCUGGGGCCCCUGUACAUGGGCGCUCGCGUGCUCUGGCUCCUCACCGCGCUGUCGGCCGUCGGCCUGCUCGUCCACUUCCUCCCCGCCGCGCUCACGGCCCGAGUCCUGGGGAGACUGAAGCAGCUCGUCCACCAAGCCUGACCCGCUCCGCCUCCGCCCCGCCCCCGGCGCC